UCGCGCCAACAUGGCUGGGAAUGGAACGUUUCUCUGUCAUUUCGUUCACGCUCCCAGUGGCAUUCACAACGUUUCACGUUACUCCUUGAAAAAACGUUACAAUGUCGGGAGGUUUAGAUAUUCUCGCCUUGAAAGAUGACGAUGUUACCAAGAUGUUGGUGGCUACCACCCACUUGGGAUCGGAAAAUGUGAACUUCCAAAUGGAACAAUACGUCUACAAGCGCCGCCCCGAUGGUAUCAACAUCAUCAACAUUGGGCGCACUUGGGAGAAACUGCUUUUGGCUGCUCGUGCUAUUGCUGCCAUUGAGCAUCCUCAAGAGGUCUACGUUAUCUCAUCUCGCCCCAUUGGCCAACGUGCUGUCCUCAAGUUCGCCAAGUACACCGAGGCGACCCCAAUUGCCGGGCGUUUCACUCCUGGUGCCUUCACCAAUCAGAUCCAACAGGCUUUCCGUGAACCCCGCUUGUUGGUCGUCACUGACCCACACACGGAUCACCAACCCAUCAUUGAAGCCUCGUACGUGAACAUUCCUGUAAUUGCUUUCUGCAACACUGACAGCCCCUUGCGCUACAUCGAUAUCGCUAUUCCAUGCAACAACAAAUCACCCCAUUCCAUUGGUUUGAUGUGGUGGCUGUUGGCACGUGAAGUAUUGCGACUCCGCGGAACCAUCAACCGCACCGUCGACUGGGGCGUCGUUGUCGAUUUGUUCUUCUACCGCGACCCAGAGGAAACUGAGAAGGAAGAGGCUGCUGCCAAGGAAUUGUUGCCGCCAUCGAAAUUGGAGGAGGUCAUUGAACCAGUGGUCGAGGAAACAAACUGGUCUGAGGAUGUUGCUCCAAUUGUCCCGGCCGCCACCACCACCACCACAACGGAUGACUGGACCGAAGAGGAUCCCGUCAAGGCCAGCUGGAGUGCUGCCGAUACUGGAUUCUAAGAUAAGAAUAUCCCGCAAAUCGUAUUGAAGCCACAGCUAGCAAUGUCGCCAAUAAAGUGGUUUUUGUAAGAAGGAAAA
Messenger RNA from Hermetia illucens (black soldier fly), 1010 nucleotides. RefSeq names its product 40S ribosomal protein SA (gene sta). Gene Ontology annotation, cellular component: ribosome; 90S preribosome; cytosolic small ribosomal subunit. Gene Ontology annotation, biological process: cytoplasmic translation; ribosomal small subunit assembly. NCBI's taxonomy places the organism in Eukaryota, Metazoa, Arthropoda, Insecta, Diptera, Stratiomyidae. Bases 102 to 932 code for a protein of 276 amino acids. The record is from RefSeq and is a predicted model, not a curated record. The transcript is spliced from 3 exons. Gene Ontology annotation, molecular function: structural constituent of ribosome.